AUGCUGGACGAAAAAGAUGGGUCCGAUGCAGAUAAGCUUCUCAACAAUAUACUUCCGUCGUACCAUAUGUUCCAAAGUACAAUCUCCAAAACGUUGUCUACCUCUAGAGAAGACUACUUAACGGACCCACCGAUAUAUGAAGUGACGCCAGUUCACUCCAAUGUCUCGACUCCAGCUCUCUCAGUGCUUCCGUCACCCGUGAACGAAUUGACGAAUGUAAAUAGUUUUCCUUUCAUUGAAGCACCAGAAGAGCAGACGUUUGACGAUGAUUGUAUCGAUAUAUGGGAGAACACCAUACUUGCAAAUGUGCACCGCCUCAAGAACUUGACGAAUUCCAAGAGUCUGAUCUCGAAAGACCUCCAGGUGGAAAUAUUCGUUACGAAAGACGUAGUUCAAAAGGGUAUGAAACCGUCUAUUAUAGACCCUCAUGAGCGUGAGUACCAACAGGGAGACUAUAUCCAUGGAUUUGUGACGAUAAAAAACAACUCGAGUGUCCCUAUUCCGUUUGAUAUGGUAUACGUAGUGUUUGAAGGCAUCGUCACAAUCUAUGAUAAUAAGGGUGGCAUGAUCGACGUUAGAAAGCCAUUGAAAGUGGAAAAAUAUCUUAACAUGUUGGAUUUGUUUGCCUCAUGGUCAUAUGCCAACAUAGAUCGUUUGGUAACAGACCACGGUGAUCCACAUGAUUGGUGUGACGACGAAACUGACCCUUAUGAUAACGCCCGUUUGUCAAUUGAUGCGAAGAGGUUAUUCCAGCCCAAUGUCACUUACAAGCGAUAUUUCACAUUCAAAAUUCCCGAGGUUCUUCUAGACGAUAUUUGUGAGUACCACGGGUUGGCAUUACACACUCAAGUGCCGCCGACGUUGGGCAAGCUACGCAGGGUAGAUACCACUCAACUUGGAGACUCGAGUAUCAAAGACUUGUGUUUCAUUGACGCUUGUCUGAGCUACACUGUUGAGGCAAGAGUCAUAGGCAGAUCUUCAGACUUCUGCAAGUCGGACUCGAAGGACCACUACGUGGUUGCAAAAGAGUCGAUAUGUCCUAUUAGGGUAAUCCCAAACACAAAACUUGAGCACAUCUAUAAUACCAGGACAAUGAACCACGAAAUCAGCAUUUUUUACGCAGCAUUUGAAAGCACCGUCCGUGAGAAAUUGGAGGAAGCAGAACAUUUAUCCACUGCAUCAAUGGGAGAACGGCGAGAGUUUCUGCUUUCACCUCAAACUUCCCGAGAAUCAUCAAGCAUCAAGUUGAACCAGCUUUAUACCCAAAUAAACUCCAAAUUCGAGAAAACGACCAGCGACUCCAAAUCUUUCCAGGAGCAAAACUACCAGUUUAUUUCUCCAAUCAAGAAAAGAUCACUCACCGCAUCUAAGGAUAUUGGAUUUAUCUCAUUAUCAACUCCCAAACAUGACUACAGGACGUCGUACAUACCACCCCCAAAGUACCGGAAAGGUGAGUUGAAAGACAAGGAAACUCAAUUGACGAUACCCAUAGAUCUUACCUACUUUUACCGGAUCAAUUCGUUGAAACAACCCUCAAUGCCAAAAAUUAAAUCAAUCACCGCAGAGUUGACGGCACUCACCAUCAAGUCUGACAAAUAUCCCAUUCCAGUUGAGUUCAACCAUGAAAUGUGCUUCCGUGAUAAGGAAGUUGUCAAGAAUCUGAAGCAGGUAGUGGACAAUUUUGACCGGAUAGUUAUUCAACCGAACAAAAAGAAUCUUCAAAAACUCACAUACCACCUAAAACAUCUCGGCUCAGAUGUUUUCAAGGUAGAAACCAAACUAUUCAAUGAUCUCAAGUCGUUGGCUUUUCUUUCCACCAAGUACCAGACUCUCGUUAUCAGCGACCUCAACUUUUCCUCGACUACCGAAAAAUCACUUGUUACAUCUAUCGAAGAUAUUACCUGGCAAAUAGAGCCCACAGAGUCAACCGAGUAUGAGACAUACUCUAAAAAGUUCAAUGUUCAUAUAGACUUGAAGAGAGCCAAACUCAAGGGCUCCAACAAUGAGAACUCAGAGCUACUUUUUGACAAUUAUACCCUUGUUCCAUCAUUCCAGCUAUGCUUUCUUUCAAGACUCUACUAUAUCAAAAUUAUGGUUCAUCUACACUCCGGAGAAAUAUUACAGAUCCCGGCUCCCUUGCACAUAGACAAAUAG
This is a messenger RNA of Meyerozyma guilliermondii ATCC 6260, 2154 nucleotides long. RefSeq lists its product as uncharacterized. Bases 1 to 2154 code for a protein of 717 amino acids. The record is from RefSeq and is a predicted model, not a curated record. Gene Ontology annotation, biological process: protein monoubiquitination; protein polyubiquitination. Gene Ontology annotation, molecular function: ubiquitin-ubiquitin ligase activity. The transcript has a single exon. NCBI's taxonomy places the organism in Eukaryota, Fungi, Ascomycota, Pichiomycetes, Serinales, Debaryomycetaceae. Gene Ontology annotation, cellular component: ubiquitin ligase complex.